AUGCUCCGUCCUUCUGUCCUGCACCCCGUCUCUCUCCUCGCCUUCCUGCGCCAUCUCAUCGACCACCAUGCGCCGCCCACCUCGCUCGUCGUCUGUUCAUCUCGCGCCGACUUCGAGCAGUUGCUACACCGUCUCGCAGAGGACGCCCGCACUUCUGAGCGCGUAGCGUCUGCAGGAACCCAGGAUAGCCAAGAGCACAGUCCGUCCCCGCCACCUCCACUUCUGGAUGAGCUUCUGAUGCCCACAAUCCACAACCUCUUCACGACCUCGACCAUCCAUGUCACUUUCUGCGCAAGCCUGGAGGCUCUCAGAGCGUACCUUUCCUCUUUGACGACCAGAGCGUCUGGCGACCCGGCGUCACAGCCUACUCAGGCGAGCACGUCAUUCGGCGGCCCCACCAGCAGUUACCCCAUUCUAGCUCUCCUGAAUCCGAUUGCUCUGCACAGGGAGACAACGUCGUUUUCUGCCCAAGGCUUGAGUCGUACGCUUGCGGUCGCCGUUGAGGCAGCCGCAUUUAGAAAGCAGAAGUUAGUGAUCACAGAGUGUCCCAUACCUCAUCACCUUCACCGAAGAAGGAACGAGCCUUGGACGGAGGAAGAGGAGGCCCUACUUGGUGCUGAGUUUGGUGUGGAGGAAGGUGCAGAAGGGGAUACAGAGCAAAGGGACAGAGAAGGCGGCACAGCAACCGACGACUCUCUCAUGCCCGGGACCGCAAUUGAUAGAGAUCCGUGGGCUGAAAAGCUAUCCAUAUUGAACGUCACCACAAAGAGCUUUGGCAUCGGCGACCGAGCGUGGGCUGGACGUACUGUGACGGCAAGAUCGGUAGCAGAACGAUGGUGCCACUUUGAAAUGCUCCAUUAG
Molecule: messenger RNA, 861 nt
Organism: Diplodia corticola
Lineage: Eukaryota; Fungi; Ascomycota; Dothideomycetes; Botryosphaeriales; Botryosphaeriaceae
Exons: 1
Coding region: 1-861 (286 amino acids)
Source: RefSeq, a predicted model, not a curated record